This is a messenger RNA of Saccharomyces cerevisiae S288C, 2163 nucleotides long. RefSeq names its product Gyl1p (gene GYL1). NCBI's taxonomy places the organism in Eukaryota, Fungi, Ascomycota, Saccharomycetes, Saccharomycetales, Saccharomycetaceae. Gene Ontology annotation, cellular component: site of polarized growth; cellular bud neck; cytoplasm. The transcript has a single exon. The coding region runs from base 1 to 2163 and encodes 720 amino acids. The record is from RefSeq and is marked reviewed.
AUGAAUUCGAAUGAAGAUAUACAUGAAGAACGCAUUGAAGUUCCACGAACUCCCCAUCAAACCCAGCCAGAGAAAGACUCUGAUCGCAUCGCUCUCAGGGAUGAAAUAUCAGUACCAGAAGGCGAUGAAAAAGCAUAUUCGGAUGAGAAAGUAGAAAUGGCAACCACAAAUGCAUCCAGUAACUUUGGCUCAAAUGAAAGUGCAAAAGACGGCGAAUCAAUCGGCGCCUUUUCAAAUCCCCAUGAGGCUCUGAUGCAGUCAAAAUUGAGAGAAGAAUCCCAGAGUAAAACCAUACUACCAUCCGAUGACCUCAGCCAGCAAUUAGAAACCGAAGAAUCCAAAGUUGAAGAGGCUCUAAAAAGAAUAACCUCACCCCCAUUACCACCGAGGGCUGACUGCAUAGAAGAAUCUGCAUCUGCUCUUAAAUCCUCAUUGCCUCCAGUGCUAGCAGGAAAUAAAAAUGAUCAAGCCCCCCUUGACCGACCACAGUUACCUCCGAGGCAGGUAGUUAAUGCGGAAACUCUUCAUUUGAAGGCGCCCCAUGGUAAUGCGACUCCCUCCAAAUCACCAACGAGUGCUGUAGGUAAUUCUUCUUCAUCGACCCCUCCAACCUUACCACCACGCCGUAUAGAAGAUCCUUUAGACUUGGCUGCUCAAAAACAUUUCCUAGCGAGUACAUUUAAGAGAAAUAUGCUCUUUUAUAAAAGUGAAGAUAACUCUAUCAAAUGUGAUUUGGAUAAAAAUAUACUAAAUUUAAAAGAAGAUUCAAAAAAAAUUAACAACAAUGAAAUUCCUGAAGAGGUUAGUUCAUUUUGGUUAAAGGUUAUCGGCGACUAUCAAAAUAUCUUAAUAAACGAUAUCGAAACCUUACAUUUCCAACUAUCUCGAGGUAUACCAGCCGCUUAUCGAUUGGUAGUCUGGCAGUUAGUAAGUUAUGCAAAAUCGAAAUCCUUUGACCCUAUAUAUGAAACGUAUCUAACGGAAAUGGCACCUUUUGACGUCCAGGAAUUUGAAAAUCAGCUAAAAAUGAUGGACGAAGUUCCCUCUGAAUACGUAAAACGCAUAAGUAAUGUGUUAAAGGCUUAUUUACUUUUUGACCCAGAGUGUGAGUUUUCUACCGACAUUGCUUAUAUUAUCAAUAUGAUUCUUGACGUUUGCGAGGAGGAGGCAAAUGCAUUUGGUCUACUUGUACGCCUAAUGAAAGUUUACGGUUUAAGACUCUUGUUCUUACCAAGUGCUUCUGAGAUCGAUAUUCUUUGCUAUAAAUUUGAUAGACUUGUAGAAGAAUUUUAUCCUGAAAUUCACAACCACAUGGUUGAAAAAGGCGUCCGUUCUUCCAUGUUUUUGCCCGGUUUCUUCACGACACUGUUUCAAAAGAAACUUCCCACUGAAAUUCAACCACGUAUCGGUGAUAUGGUAUUUUUAGAAGGUAUUGACUCUAUUAUGAGAAUUUUAGCCACACUUUUAUCUAAUUCCCGAGACCAUCUGUUAAAAAUGGGUUUUGAUGAUAUGCUGGAGCUAUUGAAAUCAGGUCUGUUAGAUGCUUAUAUUAAGCAGAAUGAUGGUACACGCGGUGACACUCUUCUCUCAAAUGAAUGUAUGGAUAAAUUACUACAAGACUCUAUGAUGAAAGUAGCAAUAACCCCAAAGACUAUGAAGAAAUAUUCUUCUGAAUAUGAGGAAAUUCACAGAUUGGACAAUGAAAAAGAAGUGCAAUAUAAGUCUAUCACGGAAAAAAAUUUACAUUUACAAAAGCAUGUUCGUAAAUUAGAAAACGACUACACAUCUUUAAAUAGAGAGCAUGUGACAAUUGCGAACGAGUUAGUGAAAAAUCGGCUUAAUAUCGAGUCUGUAUUAAAUGAAAAUAAUGGUUACAAACUUCAAAUUUUAGAUUUGAAGAAAAAGUUGGAUUCAGAAAAAAAGAAGCAAGUUUUAGGUGUAUAUGUGCCCAAUGAUUUAAAGAAAGAUUUGGAAGAGACAAUGAAAAAGAAUACCCAAGUAAUGGACGAAAAUUUGAAAUUGCAGGAUAGGAUUUCAGAACUAGAAAGGCUUAUUGAAGAAAUAAAAACUGCAAACAAAAAUGGUACGUUAUUCGAAUAUUCUAAUUCUAAAAAUAAUCCUUUGGGAGCCGGCUGGUCAGGAUUUAAAAAGGUUUUUAAAUAG